AAGGGCGCAUGUGCAACCAAGAUGGCGGCGCCCAUGGUGGAGACCCAGAGGAAGUUGGAGUGUCUACACAUGACCAUCUUCUCCCAGAGUUUCUCUCCCUGCGGGAGGUACCUGGCAGCUGGAAAUAACUAUGGCGAGGUCGGCAUCUUCAGCCUCGCAUCCGCCCUCAGCAUGGACGCCACUGAGGAAAACCAGAAACCGGUAUUUACCUUCCAAGCCCACGAUGGUCCUGUCUACAGCCUGGUAUCCACCAGUCGGCAACUCAUCAGCUCUGGCACUGGAGACGUUAAAGGAUGGAAUUGGAAUGAACUCAUCAAAAAGGGAUGCAAAGAGGCUUGGAGUCGUCGACCUGCAUUUGGGACCCGUUUGGACAUUCCCGAAAUUAACAGUCUCAUCCUGAACCAUAAGGACAAUACUCUGCUGAUGGCCUGUGGGGAUAACUCUGUUCAGGUGAUGGAUCUGGAGAAUGGCGUCUUCACGCAAACACUCCGGGGCCAUAAGGACUACGUUCACUGCCUCGCUCUGAGGGACCAGCACAGGGAGUGUGUCUCCGGGAGUGAGGAUGGCACGGUUCGGCUGUGGGAUCUCCGCACAGCAGCUGAGGUUGACGUGAUUGAGGUGUACAAGUAUGAGGAAUGCACCAGACCCCUCCAUGGCAAGUGGAUCGGAUGCCUCAGCACGGAUUCCAAUUGGCUGGUGUGUGGCGGGGGUCCUGCCCUCUCUCUCUGGCACCUCCGCUCUGUCACCCCCACCACGGUGUACCCGCUGCCAGGUAACCAGCACCAGGUGAUGUUCUACCAGGAUCUGCGCCUAGCACACCCCCUCAGGAACGUCCACCUGGAAGGUCGAGGGACAGCCGAGACGCUGGGAACGCUGCCGUCGCUGGAGCUCCACUGCACAGGUGCAUCGUGGUUCCGCCAACAGCACCGAUUCAAGAUGGCGGCUCACCACCUUCUCGCGAGGAGAUUGGCGGGAGGGGGCGCUGAGUGGAUAAAACAAUCGAAUUGA
Messenger RNA from Hemiscyllium ocellatum (epaulette shark), 1008 nucleotides. It is a transcript of the gene thoc6, whose product is annotated as THO complex 6. Gene Ontology annotation, biological process: mRNA export from nucleus. The record is from RefSeq and is a predicted model, not a curated record. Gene Ontology annotation, cellular component: THO complex; transcription export complex. Gene Ontology annotation, molecular function: protein binding. The transcript is spliced from 12 exons. The coding region runs from base 22 to 1008 and encodes 328 amino acids. Lineage: Eukaryota; Metazoa; Chordata; Chondrichthyes; Orectolobiformes; Hemiscylliidae.